Molecule: messenger RNA, 876 nt
Organism: Rhodofomes roseus
Lineage: Eukaryota; Fungi; Basidiomycota; Agaricomycetes; Polyporales; Fomitopsidaceae
Exons: 3
Source: RefSeq, a predicted model, not a curated record
UUUACUGAGCCUGCGCGCAGGUCGACGCGAAAUCAGAAGAUUGAAAGGAUAUGGGUCGAUGUCGGUGAAGGUUUCGUGCGCCGCUGGCGCGUUUUUUUCACCCGACUUGAAGGCCUUCAUUCGCUUGAUCCCUCAAACCCAGCACACCUAUGGCUGCUGCAAAGGCUCUUUCUCGAUGAGAUCCAAGCCGACGCUGAUAAAUGGGUCCAUCACUGGAACACCCAUAGUGUCUCGGGAAAGCACCAAAACCAAACACCGUCGGACAUUCGCCACUUAGCAAAAGUCACUGUGGGCAUGUACGAGGAUGAGUAUGCAGACACCGACCCCGACAUCCUCUCAGAGCACUUCGGUGUUCAAGGUCCCCCAACGCUGCGUCGGCGAGGCCAGACAGGUGCAGGGCAUUCAGAGGAUACCGACGACGAAGAUGCACCAAUGGAAGACGAUUCAGAUGGGAACUCUGAUACUGGCGACGAUGGUUUAGUCGCCAAGAUCAUCGCCGACCAGCAGACAAACAUUCGCCAUGCUGCAAUCAAGGUCGCCCGACACAAGAACCCUUUUGCGACAGAGGAAGGGGAGGAGGGCUUCUGGGCGACCUUGGACCAGCUCGUGGAUGUCGACUACCUCCCUCAAGGGAUGAACAUCUGCGAGGAUGAGUGGGACGAGGAGGGAUACCCCACCCAUGAGCUCCUCAUCGUUGGCAAGGGCAAGGAGCCUCUUCGUGUGGAGCUACCACAGCAGUUGUGGCUCCCACGAGCACAGGCCUGGUGCAGAGCCAUCUCAGUUCUCACUCGUAUUCUCGAUUGGGCAGAGACUCCAAGCCAAUCUGGCAGCAGCGACGAGUCUGCUUCGGACUUUGAGGGUACGGACGAAGAAUAA